Messenger RNA from Orbilia oligospora ATCC 24927, 2307 nucleotides. RefSeq lists its product as uncharacterized. Gene Ontology annotation, cellular component: Mre11 complex; nucleus. The record is from RefSeq and is a predicted model, not a curated record. Bases 1 to 2307 code for a protein of 768 amino acids. Lineage: Eukaryota; Fungi; Ascomycota; Orbiliomycetes; Orbiliales; Orbiliaceae. Gene Ontology annotation, molecular function: 3'-5'-DNA exonuclease activity; manganese ion binding; DNA endonuclease activity. Gene Ontology annotation, biological process: mitotic intra-S DNA damage checkpoint signaling; meiotic DNA double-strand break formation; telomere maintenance. The transcript is spliced from 8 exons.
AUGCCCGGUUUAUCAGAACCAAAUACCAUUCGUAUUCUUCUUGCGACCGAUAACCAUGUCGGCUACAACGAGCGAGACCCCAUCCGUGGUGAUGACUCGUGGAAGUCGUUUCAUGAAGUCAUGUGCUUAGCUAAAGACCAUGAUGUCGAUAUGGUCCUCCUUGCCGGUGACUUAUUUCAUGAGAAUAAGCCGAGCAGGAAGAGUAUGUACCAAGUUAUGAGGACGCUGCGAAUGAACUGCUAUGGUGAAAAACCAUGUGAAUUGGAAGUUCUGAGCGACGUCUCGACGAAUUUGCAGGGGACUUUCAACCACGUUAACUAUGAGGAUCCGGAUAUCAAUGUCGCUAUUCCGGUGUUCUCGAUUCAUGGGAAUCACGAUGACCCGUCUGGGGAAGGACAUUUAUGCGCUCUAGAUAUUCUGCAGGUUUCAGGGUUGUUGAACUACUUUGGACGAACGCCCGAAAAUGAUAAUAUAACAGUAUCGCCGAUAUUGCUUCAAAAGGGUACUACGAAACUGGCAUUAUACGGGUUAAGCAACGUUCGCGAUGAACGGUUGUUUAGGACUUUCAGAGAUGGGAAAGUUAAAUUUUUGAGGCCUGGGGCGCAGAUUGAUGAGUGGUUUAAUCUUAUAGCCGUGCAUCAGAACCAUCAAGCACAUACAGAAACUGGAUAUCUACCUGAAAACUUCCUACAGGAGUUCUUAGACCUCGUCGUUUGGGGGCAUGAACAUGAAUGUCUUAUCACACCACGGGUGAACCCUGAAAUGGGGUUUUCGGUCGUCCAACCGGGUUCUUCGGUAGCCACAUCUUUGUGCGCAGGUGAAUCGGUUGCAAAGCAUGUUGGAAUCCUUAGUAUCACAGGGAAGGACUUUGAAAUCGAACCGAUCAGGUUAAAGAGCGUUAGGCCUUUCAAGAUGAAAGAGGUGGUUUUAUAUGAUAGCAAAGCUAUGCAGAAAAUCGCCACAAAAGCGGAUAAUAGGAGCGAGGUCACGAAUUACCUUGCAAAAAUCGUGGAGCAGAUGAUUGUGGAUGCGAAGCAGGAGUGGUUACAAGGCCAAUUGGAGGCUGGAGGGGAGGAAGUGGCGGAAGAAGAUGUGCCGUUACCACUAAUUCGGUUGAGGGUGGAAUAUUCAGCAACGGACGGGAAGUUUGAAGUGGAGAAUCCGCAGCGGUUUUCGAAUCGAUUCGUGGGGAGGGUGGCGAAUAUUAAUGAUGUAGUACAGUUUUAUCGGAGGAAGGCGGCGCCAAUACGUAGAACGAGGGAAGAUGGGACGGUAGUAGAGGCGGAUUCGGAGUCCAUACUAGCACAGUAUGGUGGGAAAGUGGAAAAUAUCCGGGUCGAGAACUUCGUCAAGGAGUAUCUUACCUCGAAGAGCUUGAAUAUUUUGCCACAUAAUGGCCUAGGCAAUGCCGUAGGGCAGUAUAUUGAUAAAGGUGACAGCCAUGCGGUUGAAGAGUUUUUGAAGGAUUCGCUGGAUACACAGUUUAAAAAGGUUCUUGAAUAUAAUGUUACUGACGCCGACGGUAUUCGAGAGGCUAUGACAAUUGAAAAGUCUAAACUGGAGGAACUUUACGAAAAGGGCGACUUCAAAGCAAAACAGAGGGCUGCCCAACGAGGCAAAAAGCAGAAGCCCGACGACUGGUUUAGCGAUCUAGACGGCGAAUUCGUUUCAGAUGAAGGAGACGUCGAUAUGCAAGACGACGACGCGGAAGGAGAAACGGCUGCUACUCCGCCGCCCGCAAAGACGACACGUGGGCGGGGAGGUUCGAAGGCGGCUGCGCCGUCACGAACGGCAAAGGGCACUACAAGAACUACCGCAAAGGCACCCGCAAAAGCACCUGCAAAGGCACCCGCAAAGGCACCCGCAAAGAAGGCGGUUACUACCGGACGAGGGAGAACUAAGAAAUCCGUUAUCAGCGAUGAAGAAGAGGAAGAAGCAGCUGAUUUAUUGGACGACGGCGAAGACGAUGAUGUCAAGAUGCUUGAUGACGACGACUUGGUUGUCAUUGGAACAGAUGAAGAAGAGGUAAUGCCAGCAAAAACUACUACAAGAAGCGGCCGUCAAGCCAGGGCUCCUGCAGCUACAAAGCCGGCUGCAAAAUCAGCGCCAGCGAAACGAGCACCAGCGAAAAAGGCAGCGGCCGCUCUACCGAAGAAGCAAACAACACUGUCGUUUUCACAGAGGUCGACUGCUACGAGGGGAACGAGUAAGUCACAAACUGCAGAGGUUGCUGGUGAUAUGAUCGAAGACUCGGACGAUGAAUCAGAUGACUUUGCCCCGGCCUCUAUGUCCAGCCGAAGAAGAUAG